Molecule: messenger RNA, 1869 nt
Organism: Pteronotus mesoamericanus
Lineage: Eukaryota; Metazoa; Chordata; Mammalia; Chiroptera; Mormoopidae
Gene: CDK9
Product: cyclin dependent kinase 9
Exons: 7
Coding region: 186-1304 (372 amino acids)
Biological process (GO): protein phosphorylation; positive regulation of transcription elongation by RNA polymerase II
Cellular component (GO): nucleus; cyclin/CDK positive transcription elongation factor complex
Molecular function (GO): ATP binding; cyclin binding; RNA polymerase II CTD heptapeptide repeat kinase activity
Source: RefSeq, a predicted model, not a curated record
CUACAAGUCCCAGGGGGCCUGGCGGCGGGCGGCGGACGGAAGAGGCGGGGUCAGCGCCGCGAGGCCGGAAGUGGCCGUGGAGGCGGAAGUGGCGCGGCCGCGGAGGGGCCUGGAGCACGGCGGCGGGACCCGGAGCGGGAGCGGCGGCGGCGGCUGGGGGCGGCGGUGGCGCUCUAGGGGCUGCCAUGGCAAAGCAGUACGAUUCAGUCGAGUGCCCCUUUUGUGAUGAGGUGUCCAAAUAUGAGAAGCUCGCUAAGAUCGGCCAAGGCACCUUUGGGGAAGUGUUUAAGGCGAAGCAUCGCUUCACUGGCCAAAAAGUGGCUCUGAAGAAAGUACUGAUGGAGAACGAGAAAGAGGGGUUCCCCAUUACAGCCUUGCGGGAAAUCAAGAUCCUCCAGCUUCUAAAACAUGAGAAUGUGGUGAACUUGAUUGAGAUCUGUCGAACCAAAGCUUCCCCCUAUAACCGCUGCAAAGGCAGUAUAUACCUGGUGUUUGACUUCUGCGAGCAUGACCUUGCUGGGCUGCUGAGCAACGUGUUAGUCAAGUUCACACUGUCUGAGAUCAAAAGAGUCAUGCAGAUGUUGCUCAACGGCCUCUACUACAUCCACAGGAACAAGAUCUUGCAUAGGGACAUGAAGGCGGCCAAUGUGCUCAUCACUCGAGACGGGGUCCUGAAACUGGCAGACUUUGGGCUGGCUCGGGCCUUCAGUUUGGCCAAGAACAGCCAGCCCAACCGCUAUACCAACCGGGUGGUGACGCUCUGGUAUCGGCCCCCGGAGCUGUUGCUUGGGGAGCGGGACUACGGCCCCCCCAUUGACCUCUGGGGUGCUGGGUGCAUCAUGGCGGAGAUGUGGACCCGCAGCCCUAUCAUGCAGGGCAACACGGAGCAGCACCAGCUUGCCCUCAUCAGCCAGCUCUGUGGCUCCAUCACCCCCGAGGUGUGGCCAAACGUGGACAAGUACGAGCUCUUUGAGAAACUGGACCUAGUCAAGGGCCAGAAGCGGAAGGUGAAGGACAGGCUGAAGGCCUACGUGCGUGACCCCUACGCCCUGGACCUCAUUGACAAAUUGCUGGUGCUGGAUCCCGCGCAGCGCAUUGACAGCGACGACGCCCUCAACCAUGACUUCUUCUGGUCUGACCCCAUGCCCUCGGACCUCAAGGGCAUGCUGUCCACCCACCUGACGUCCAUGUUCGAGUACCUGGCGCCGCCACGCAAGAAGGGCAGCCAGAUCGCCCAGCCUUCCACCAACCAGAGCCGCAAUCCCACCACUACCAACCAGACGGAGUUCGAGCGCGUCUUCUGAGGGCCGGCCGUGGCUGCUUCCUGUUAGGGCCCGAUGUGCUUUCCUUCUGCGGUGUAACUCACCCCGUGGAGAGGAUGGGGCGUUUGAGUGUGUUCUCUAGUGCAGAUUUUCUGUAAUCCCCCCUGGGCGUGGGGAAUGCCAGCUGAAUGGACUGGAGCAAAGCGUUGGCGGAGAGUCCAGGAGGGCCCUGGCGCCGCCUCCCCUGGGUCCCUGGCCUGCCGGCGUACGACCGAGGGUGCCGUGUACCUUAGCACAGGAACAGGCCAAGGGGAGCAGUGCACCCCACCAGUGACUUUGUACGUUCCCGGUGUGAUGGGAGGAGGGGCCAGGUCCCUCGCCUGUCCCCGGUUUUUCUCUUGGGAUGAGAAACUUGUGUUGGGGGGCAGCCAGCCAGGGACGCGGGCUGCUCUUGGCCUGACCCCGAGAAGCACCGGGGCCAGCAAAAACUUGGUUUCUUCGGUAGGAGAAUUUUAUCAUGUUUCUUUUACUCAGUUGUGUAGAGACGUUUUUGGACAGUUGACCCAGUUACAAUUAAAGUUGGCUCCUUUUCUCUGUUUUUCAGCAA